Molecule: messenger RNA, 1908 nt
Organism: Prorocentrum cordatum
Lineage: Eukaryota; Dinophyceae; Prorocentrales; Prorocentraceae
Source: the annotation of a GenBank genome assembly
GUUCCAAGCGCCAGCGAGAACAACAUCCUCCAUGCCCCAGGAGGGUUGUCGCGCCUCGCACAGAAUCGCGAUACCCCAUAGCCCUCUCUCUGCGGCCUCGCGACGCCCAGCGAGCCAGGAUGUCCCCCCCCCACACACUGCCGCGCAAGCCCCCCGCCCUCACGCGCCCUCGCGGCCCAGCUCGGGGUGCACCAGCAAUUCGUCGGCGCUGGUGUCGCCAUCCGUGUCGCUGCCAGCGGAGUCGGCGUAGCUAUCGUCGGCACUGGUGUCGCCGUCGGGGUGGGCGGUCGUCGUCGCCAAGUUCGCGCGAGGCUCCUGCUCCAGAUCCUCGUGGAACCGCGCAGCCCUCUUGCGCAUCGCGCCGCUGGCGUUGCCGGCCAACUGCUUCAGCCGAUCCGCCGGAGGUAGCGCCUCCAACCUCAGCUCCGAGAAGCUCCUGAAUCGGGAGAGGGCCACAUACAUCUGCGCCGGCUCGAAAAGGUGGGAGAGGUCCACGUGGCCGCCGUCGAGGGUCAUGCCCUGGCACUUGUGGACAGUGAUCGCCCACGCCAAUCUCAGCGGAAACUGCGACCUGCAGUACUUGAUGUUUUCAACUGCUCACUCCUUGUAUCUCGCCUGCGAACUCCGCCGGGAGAAUCAUCUUCUGGCAACGCUGACGAGCGCUGCUGAACUGCACCGUGACAGCGCCGCCAUCCCCGCGAAUAUCAAUUACCUCGGGCAACCCUGCAAUGGUUGGCAGCGGGUGAGUACUAACUAUAGAUCCACUGCUUCGAAUUAACUUGUUCGAACGACAGAUGAACGUGAAAACUGCUAACGAGGACGAUCUGACAAUGUUCCCGAGCGGUCGCUGACGUUCCGAAGAUGGCCCUCUUCCAUGUCCUUUUUCGCUUGCUUCAUUCCGACAUCGUUUCCGAGCCCCGUCCAGCUUUGGCGACGAGGGAUCCCGCGGGCCAACGAAAGUAUCGGGGGCGGGCAGAUCCCCCUUCAGCAAAACACCAUAUAGUAAAAGCUGCAAAAGGCACUCCAUGUGCGCACGGCACCGCAUUCCGAGUGCAUUCCAGCGGGGUGGCUCAUCGACGUCCAAAAACACCCGAAUAUAUCAGGGGAAGCGCACGUCGGUUAGCGAAAACGACUGGCGACUGCACCAGCACAGUUGAAUGCCAGUGUCGAGUGAAGCAGUGCAGAUUCCCUCAGUCGACUUGUCUGGGUGGGCGUCCUCUCAAUAUAUGAUCGAAAUGACGUGUACGUUCAAUCAAGGCUAUAGAUCAUUCAUCACGGUCCCAAGCAGCCUGGGUUAGCGUUCUAGCUCAUCCUUCGCACACGUUUCCGCGGGUUCCAGUGGUUUGGCCAGCUUCUCGGAAGCUGCUCAAUAAUGGCUUGGCCAGAAGGAAACGGUAGGCCCCUGGAUGUCACCACAACUGCACUGGGUCAGCUUAGUCGUCUCCGUUUUGCUAGCGUGCCGACCGCCUUCCCUGUGCUGCCGUUGACCAACGGCAUCUGCCGUGUCCCGUCGGACAGCGUCCUGCACGCGGAGGGCAGCCGCAAAUUCUUCAGCAGCAUGACGCGCGCCCCCAGCUUCAAGCUCAGAAUCUCGGGGGCGACGAGCUGCCGCAAGGCGGCCUGGAUGCUUGGGUGCGACAGGCCGCCGUCCAGCCUGUCCGGCAUUUUUCUGCUCUCUGUUGCCCACCCUGCGCCACCCCAUGACUUCAUGAUUCUCGCACGGGGCCCUGGGCACCUCGACCCCUUCCCAGGGUUUUUCUCGUUGCGCUGCAGUCGUGCUCUGAGUGUGUCGGCUCCAGAGAGAAGCCCCCGGGAGGUUUGACAUUCCAACCUGCACUCAGGGGCAUGCGCUUGAGGAGUUCGCGAAGGUAGCCGCCUGUGGCCGCUCCGUGCACUGCCUGACGCUUC